Messenger RNA from Abrus precatorius (Indian licorice), 1381 nucleotides. Its product is annotated as ribose-phosphate pyrophosphokinase 4. NCBI's taxonomy places the organism in Eukaryota, Viridiplantae, Streptophyta, Magnoliopsida, Fabales, Fabaceae. The transcript has 7 exons. Gene Ontology annotation, molecular function: ribose phosphate diphosphokinase activity; magnesium ion binding. Gene Ontology annotation, biological process: 5-phosphoribose 1-diphosphate biosynthetic process; purine nucleotide biosynthetic process. Gene Ontology annotation, cellular component: cytoplasm; ribose phosphate diphosphokinase complex. The coding region runs from base 127 to 960 and encodes 277 amino acids. The record is from RefSeq and is a predicted model, not a curated record.
CUUUUGGUUUCGUAGCUUCCUAUGCCUAUGUAACUAUGUUAUGUUGCGUGUGUCUCCUCUAAAUUCUCUUUCUGCUUAGUCCCUACGCUCUUGCUUUUUUGUCAGAGAGAAAGAAGAACAUUGGCAAUGGUGAAGUCUCUGAAGAAGCAAGUCAAUCUCUUCUACUCCCUUGACUGUCAAGACCUUGCUCACAAGGUUGCUCUUCAAUCUCCUCACAUCACUCUCCAGAAUAUCAGAUGGAGGUCCUUUGCUGAUGGCUUUCCAAAUCUCUAUAUUAAUAAUGCUGAAGAACUCCGAGGUCAACAUGUUGCUUUUUUGGCAUCUUUCAGCUCCCCAGCACACAUCUUUGAACAACUUUCUGUCAUAUAUGCACUCCCUCGUCUAUUUGUUGCUUCCUUUACAUUGGUAUUGCCUUUCUUUCCAACUGGAUCUUUUGAGCGAAUGGAAGAAGAAGGAGAUGUAGCAACUGCCUUCACCCUUGCAAGGAUGUUAUCAAAUAUUCCAAUUUCAAGAGGUGGCCCAACUAGUUUAGUCAUAUAUGACAUUCAUGCUUUACAGGAGAGGUUUUAUUUUGGAGAUGAGGUUUUGCCUUUGUUUGAGACUGGCAUUCCUCUCUUAAAGCAACGUCUGAGUCAGCUUCCCGAUGUCAAUAAUGUAGUCAUUGCAUUUCCAGAUGAUGGUGCAUGGAAGCGAUUCCACAAGCAGUUUGAUAAUUUUUCUGUGGUCAUAUGUACGAAGGUUCGUGAGGGUGACAAGAGGAUAGUUCGGCUCAAGGAAGGGAAUGUCUCUGGUCAUCAUGUAGUCAUUGUUGAUGAUUUGGUCCAAUCUGGAGGCACCCUGAUUGAGUGUCAGAUGCAACUGAACAUUUCUCUCUUUUUCUAUUGGUUACCACUAGAAAGUUUUAGCAGCCAAUGGUGCAGCAAAGGUGAGUGCUUAUGUCACCCAUGGUGUGUUCCCUAACCAAUCAUGGGAGAGAUUCACUCAAAAAGAUGAAACCUUGGAGAAUGCAUUUGCCCACUUUUGGAUCACAGAUUCUUGCCCACUUACUGUCAAAGCUAUAGCAAAUAAAGCUCCUUUCGAAGUAUUGAGUCUAGCUGGGUCUAUUGCUAAUGCUCUGCAAAUUUGAAGGCAAAAACUAGUGAAGGGGAAAAAUUCAGCUUUUUGAUAAAAAAGAUUCUCAACUACAAUUUUUGAUCCCUGUUUGUACUAGGACAUCCUUUCACUUGUGUAAGCAUUAUGAGCUAAAGCUCAAUGAAACCUAUGAAUUUCUUUUCUUCAGUUCUGGACUGUACUGAGUUGAUAACAUGUUGAAUUUGAUUAUUUUUGGAGAUAAUAGCUCUUUUAGAAAACUCUAAGAAAAUGUGUUUAUGAUAAUUUGAUU